CGCUCCGUCAAAGCUUCAACUCAACCAACUCCGUCAAAAUGGCUGCUCUCUGCUCCGUCGCGCCCGUCGUGGCCAAGGUCCCCGCCGUCUCCACCGGCAAGGCCUCCAAGUCCUCCGCGAUGCAGGUCUGGAACCCGACGAACAACAAGUUCUUCGAGACCUUCUCCUUCCUCCCCCCCCUCUCCGACCAGGAGAUCGCCCGCCAGGUCCAGUACCUCAUCAACAACGGCUGGGCUCCCUGCAUCGAGUUCGAGGGUGCCGGCAAGGCGUACUGCGACACCCACGGCUGGUCCGGCCUCGACUCCUCCGUCAACGCGGGCUACUACGACAACCGCUACUGGGUGAUGUGGAAGCUCCCCAUGUACGGCUGCACCUCUCCGGAUGAGGUCCUCGCCGAGGUCCGCGCGUGCACCCGCGCGUUCCCCGACUGCUUCAUUCGCGUCGCGGGUUUCGACAACAUCAAGCAGGUCCAGUGCUCCUCCUUCCUCGCGCACCGCCCGGCGAACGACCGCACCUUCCAGCCGGUGACCGGCCGCCAGGUCGGCGACGGCGGCGCGGCGCCGGCGGCGGGCGGCUCCCAGCAGAACUACUCCUGGUAAAUGUCCACCGCGAUGAUGGACGCGCGCACACCACCGCGGUCGGGAACGAAUCAUCUGUUACCGACCGACGCGUCCGAGGAAGCCUUUCGAAGACACUCUUCGCUCAAUGAAGACGCGAGUUACGUUACCGAAGCAUAAACGAUUUGCGCUAGUCCACGUUGUAAUAUGAUUAGAACGAGGUCUGGCGUAAAAAAAAUAAAAAAA
Molecule: messenger RNA, 803 nt
Organism: Micromonas pusilla CCMP1545
Lineage: Eukaryota; Viridiplantae; Chlorophyta; Mamiellophyceae; Mamiellales; Mamiellaceae
Exons: 2
Coding region: 39-599 (186 amino acids)
Source: RefSeq, a predicted model, not a curated record